Arabidopsis thaliana (thale cress) is the source of this 708-nucleotide messenger RNA. RefSeq names its product delay of germination protein. The transcript has a single exon. Gene Ontology annotation, biological process: DNA-templated transcription. Bases 1 to 708 code for a protein of 235 amino acids. Gene Ontology annotation, molecular function: sequence-specific DNA binding. Lineage: Eukaryota; Viridiplantae; Streptophyta; Magnoliopsida; Brassicales; Brassicaceae. The record is from RefSeq and is marked reviewed.
AUGAGUUUACAAACUAAACACAUAGAUGAUCUCAAAGAAGCACUCAUGUGUCAACGAAACAACGAUGACAAACUCGAAGACCUCGUUGGUAAAAUCGUCAAUGACUACCACACAUAUGCGGGAAAACGAUCAGAGCUCUCGUACCGAUGCUGCGCUCACUACUUUGCACCGUCGUGGAACACUCCUAUAGAGAACAGUAUGCUAUGGAUGGGAGGAUGUCGUCCUUCUUCUUUCAUUAGACUUAUAUACGCACUUUGUGGAUCCCAGGCCGAAACUCAGCUUUCUCAAUAUCUUCUUAAGAUCGAUGACGACUUCGAUAUAAACCAUGGUGGUUUCAUGAGUGAUCUUACCGCGACACAGCUUGGAAAACUCAAUGACUUGCAUUUGGAGGUAAUAAAGAAAGAAGACAAGAUUACGAAGACAUCUGCGAAUUUUCAAGACGAUGUGGCGGAUUUGCCAAUCGCGGAUGUGGUGCAUGCUGAUGUAGCGGUGGAGGAUGCUUUGGAUAAGCAUGAAGAGGGAAUGGCGGUUUUACUGGCGGAGGCUGAUAAACUGAGGUUUGAGACGCUUAGGAAGAUUGUGGACGUUGUCACACCGCUUCAAGCGGUGGAGUUUUUGCUUGCCGGAAAAAGAUUACAGCUGUCGUUGCACGACCGGGGAAGAGUUAGAGCAGAUGUUUGUGGAGGAGUGGGGGGCGCCGCUGUCUGA